AUGCCGUUUAACCCUUCCUACAAGUGGGUAGAGAAUGAGGGAUGUCGCCUUCGCUACUGGCACCAAGGCACGGGGCCUUUACUGAUCAUGAUCCCGGGCGCCGGCGGCCACGGACUCCAAUUCAACGCCAUUUUCGAGUAUCUCGACUCGCAUUUCACCAUAGUAGCAUACGACCGGCGACAGAACUCUGCCAGCCAACUACUACCGGUACCUGUCGGGGACCAAGAGCACGAUGAUGGUGUUGACAAAACCCUGAACCCGGCACAGCAAGCGCGCGACGUUGUCGCCAUCAUCAAAGACCUGGGCCAGCAAAAAGCCAACAUCUUCAGCAACAGCGGCGGCGGAGUCAUCGCGCUGCAGUUGGCCGUCAGCUACCCGGAGCACAUCGCGAACAUGGUGGUGCACGAAGCACCUACGACGAUCUUGCUCGACGACGCCACGUACCAUCUCGACCGGGCGUUCAUGCUGUUCGACCUGUACCGCCGCCAGGGCGCGCAGGCGGCUUUCCAAUCCUUCCGCACCGAGAUGAGGGGCUACGAAAACAGUCCGCCACUGUCCCUGCCGCAUCCCGACAACCUGGAGAAGUUCUGGAGGUACGAAUUCUUGCAGUUCACCAUCUACUGUCCGGAUCUUACCAGGAUCGUGCGCAACGGCGUGUCCAUCGGCGUCGCGGCUGGGCUCAAGAGCGCCGACGCCUUUUAUGCCCGCACCACCUUCCCACAGGCCGAGAUCCUCCAGUGCCCGAGGUUCGAGUUCCCUGGCCACCAUGGUGGAUAUGAAUCCGAGCCUGCUCUCUUCGCGCCCGCCUUGAUCGACGCAUUCGCACAGCUGGAGGAGCGGAAGGCAGGGGGAGUAGCUUGA
This is a messenger RNA of Capronia epimyces CBS 606.96, 861 nucleotides long. RefSeq lists its product as uncharacterized. Gene Ontology annotation, molecular function: triacylglycerol lipase activity. Gene Ontology annotation, biological process: glycerolipid catabolic process. NCBI's taxonomy places the organism in Eukaryota, Fungi, Ascomycota, Eurotiomycetes, Chaetothyriales, Herpotrichiellaceae. The record is from RefSeq and is a predicted model, not a curated record. Bases 1 to 861 code for a protein of 286 amino acids. The transcript has a single exon.